Amphibalanus amphitrite is the source of this 6225-nucleotide messenger RNA. Its product is annotated as iporin-like. NCBI's taxonomy places the organism in Eukaryota, Metazoa, Arthropoda, Thecostraca, Balanomorpha, Balanidae. Bases 74 to 4150 code for a protein of 1358 amino acids. Gene Ontology annotation, molecular function: protein binding. The transcript is spliced from 9 exons. The record is from RefSeq and is a predicted model, not a curated record. Gene Ontology annotation, cellular component: cytoplasmic vesicle.
UACCGAUGAUCCGAGUGCGGGCAUAGGACACAGCCAUAAUUCACAUCGAGGAGGUCCCAGCAGCCGGAGCGGCAUGAUGGAGACGCUGCCGGACGCUAACGCCAACGGCGACAGGCCGGCCGGUCUGGCCGGCCUGGUCGGCAGCCAACAGUCGCUGGACGAGGCCGACUUCAUCACCGACCGCGACCUCAACUGGCUCUGCGGGUACGAGGGAGGUGAGGGCGGCGGUACGACCACCCCCGGUCAGCAGCGCUGUCCAGAGCUGAUGGGCUCGCACAGCUACAACCAGCUCUCGUGCCACGUGGACGCCACACUGGCAGAGAUCGACAUGGACCAGUUCUGCCGGGCCGACAUCGACAAAAUCCUGGAGAUAUCGGCCUACAGCAACGACCUGUAUGGGGAGCAGGGCCUGUUCAGUAACAUCUCGAUGGACUCGCUGGACUGCUCGUCGUUCGAGGCGGACGAGAUGCUGCCGUCUCUGAGUCUGGAGGCCGACGACAGCAGCAGCGGAGCGCUGGCGACCACCGAGGACGGCGGCACGACCGGCAGCGACCGGGCCGUCGACCAGAUGAGCAGCGACGCCGCAGCCGUGACCACCAGCGGCGAGGCUGCUCUCGUCACCAGCGAUGACGCCACAGACCCGUCAUCAGCGCCCCACGAGUUUCGUCAGUGGCCGGCGGCCGGCCGGUCCCGGCCGGGCCUCACCUGCUGGUCGGAGCGGCGCCGCACGCCGUCCCCGCACCAGCACACCACCUGGGUGGGGCAGCGCCAGUCGCCGCCGGUCCCACCGGCGCCGCGGACCGAGACCACCACCUGGCGGGAGCAGUGUCUGCCGCCGUCGGCGCCGCAGAGUCCGCAGCCGCGGCCGGACCAGCACCGCGCCGCGGCGGACCGAGCCGGGACCUGCCAGGUGGAACCGCGCGAGGACGAGCCGAGGUCGGACGAAGAGACGACGCCAGUCCGGAUGAGAGACAAGGCUCAGCCGCGCCGCAACGACCUCCGGCGGUACCUGCUCAGCGCCGACCCGCGGCAGCGUCUGCUGGACAGGCGCGGCGAGCUGGCCCUCCCGGAGAGGCCGGCGCCUGCCGAGUGUCGGUGCGGCGGCCGGCGCCCCCGGCCUGACCUGGCCGGUGACCGCCGCGGGGGAGAGCGGGCCCCUGACCGCGCCGUGCGGCCGGUGACCGGCUCCGAGCCGCGCUCCGUCGCCGCCACCGCCGCUGUGGCCGAGCGCAGCAGCCAGACAGCGCCGGCCGGCGGCGGUCUGUGCGUGUUUCCGCACUACACUCUGCCCUGCCUGCCCUUCCUGGAGCAGAGUCCUAUCAGCGCGCCGUGCCGACACGGGCCGGGGGAGGCCGCCGCCGGCGCUCACCGCGCCCCGCUGCCGGAGUCGCCGGCACCGCCCACCCGCCGCGCUCCGGGGCCACCCUCUCUGACUGACUCCCGUGGUCCGGCCUCACCGGUCCCUACUGGCUCCCGUGGUCCGGCCUCACCGGUCCCUACUGGCUCCCGUGGUCCGGCCUCACCGGUUCCUACUGGCUCCCGUGGUCCGGCCUCACCGGUUCCUACUGGCUCCCGUGGUCCGGCGUCGCCGGUCCUGAGCGGCCGGGGCGCGGGCUCACGGGCGCCGCUCGUCCGGCCGCGGGUCGGCUCACCGGCUCUGGCCGGGUGCCGGGUCGGCUCGCCGGUGCCGCCGGGCCGUCUGACGCCGACGGCGACGGGCUCGCCGCAGCGCCGGCCCUACUCCUGUAACGACAUCCGGACGGCGAUCCGCGGCAACAUGUCCGCCAUCCAGGACUGGCGCUCGCUGCGCAUGCUGCUGCCGCAGGAGUUCCGCCGCGAGAUGGACCGGCUGGCCGGUGACGCCCUGUCGCCGGACGGCCCCUCGCGCGACCCCCGAUCGCCGGACGGCCCCUCUGGCGGCCUGCACGUGGGCCAGUGCCGGUCGGCCAGUCGGCAGAGCUCGGCGGGCAGCGGCCGGCGCGACUCUGACGCCGCCACCGACGACGAGCGCGACGGUCGGUGCACGCCGCGCUCGGCGCGACUGGCGGCCGCCAGCGGCUCGUCGACCAGCUCGGGCCGCUCGCUGAGCCACUGGUUCACGGACGCCGCCCAGUUCGCAGCGGUCAGUGAGCGGGAGCUGCGGCCGUUCACGGGCCCCGAGGACGCCGCCGACACCGUCUCCCACCCGCCGUCUGCGCCGGGCGGCGCCGGGAAGGCGGGCCCGGAGCGCCGGCGCCAGCACCCGUCCGUGGACUCGGGCAUCGAGCUGCGGAUGCCGGGCUCGUUCGGCGCCCAGUCGGCCGGCAGCGACAGUUCGCGCUCCGAGUCCGACUCGCACGCCAGGCGCGUCAUCGUGCUCCACCGGGACGGCUUCGAAGAGGCCCUGAGUCUUAUCACUGAAAGUGUGGCGUCGAUCGUGGCCUACUUCCAAUCAAGUGCAAUAUCCCUGUCAUCAAAUGAUCCAGUCGGCGGCCAACUGCUCGGGGACAGUCGGCGCAGCCCGGCCAUCGGCUACCUGGUGCUGGACCGGCUCUGUCCAGCUCUGUACGCGCUGCUCGGUGACGGCCUCCUCACGCGGCUCGACACCGCCUUCGGGCCGGUGCACAACAGCGUCUGGCGCCUGGUGGAGUCGGCCUGUCCUCCCGGCAUAUGUCCUCAGCCGCUCAGUGAUCUCGUGCUGAAGGUGAACAAUGAAGAGGAGCUCUCCGAAAGCGUCCUCAAGUUCAACGCAUUCGUGUUCGGACUACUAAACACACAGUCGCUGGACCGGUGGUUCGGCUGGCUGCUCGGCCGGCCGCCGGCGCUGCUGAAGCACUACUCUGCCGAGGCGCUGGUCCGGCAGCUCGGCGCCGCCGACACCGACCGGCUGCUGCUGCAACUCCGCCGGCUGGCGCGGCCCGGAUUCGCCAUCGAACUUACCUUCGAGAGCCAGCUGCUGCGCCAGAGCCUGUGGCGGCUCGGCCGGCGGCUGAUGGAGCUGGGCGCCGACCCGGCCGGCGGCCGGACCGCCGGCGCCGGCCCCCCGGCCCGGCAGGCGCGCGUCACCGCCGCCGCCAUCCGCGGCAAGCUGGAGCGGCGCUGGACGGGACGCGACCUGGACCGGCGGCUGCUGGCCGCGCUCACCGAGACCCUGGCCGGGUGUGUGCCGCUCGACACAGACGAGAAUGACAACAGCGCCGCGGCGUCCGGGCGCGGAGCCGCGCCGCGCGCAGAGCCGGCACUGGCACCGGCCGGCCAGAGGCAGACCGCCACCGAGCCAAAGACUAAGCCCAGAGGCAGAGGACGCGACCCAGCGCGGACGGCCGUGCAGCCGAACCCGAGCCAACCGGGGCCAAAAUUCAACACCCAACUGAGGCCGGAACCGAAACAGGACACGAAAGUGGAGAACGAUACUAAAAAGAAGCCACAGCCGACGAAACAGAGCCGGGAGAACGUCCCAGACCGGCAGAAUGGACCCGACUAUGAUCCGGAGCGGCAGCCGGAGCCGGAGCCGCCGGUGAGCAGGGCCCGGGCCCGGCAGCUGGACGAGUGGUGGCAGCGGGUGACCAGGGACCAGAGCUCGAGCCAGCCCUGGUGGGAGCGCCAGCCGCAGCAGCCGCCGGCCGGCCGCGCCUCCCCGCCGGCCGAGUCGCGCAUCCCGCGCAGAGUGUCCGGGGCGCCGGCCGGGCGCCGCCCCAGUUCGGACAGCGGCUACCCCCAGCCGGCGGCCGGGCGCCGCGCCGUCCCCGGCGGGGGCCCGCAGAGCCCGGACACGGACGGCGGCCGCCAGCCGGCGCUGGCGGCCACUGGCGGCUCCAGACGCCUCCGGACAGCCUCGGAGGCCAGUCUGCGGCAGCGCGUGCUGAAGCGGGACCAGGAGCAGGCGAACCAGAGCCGGGAGGCGGCGCGGAGCGGGCCGCUGCGGCCGGCCGCCGGCACCGGCACCGGGACCGCAGCGGCCCGCCACACCGGAGCCGCCACCGCCGAGAGCAGGCAGGGAAAAAGGGUUCGCUCGCUGGUCCCGUACCACACGCCGAACCGCCAGUUCCUCUCGUACGACCGCGACGACACGCUGACCGUGGUGGGCACCACGGACAGUCACUGGCUGCUCUGCGCGCGCCACCAGCGCGUCGGCCUGGUGACGCGCCACCACGUCACCAACGUCAGCUGACGCGGCGGCGCCAUGUCAGCUGACCCCGACCGUCCGCGGGUGAGGUGAACGCCGACACCGGCGCACGAGGCGCCCCAGCGGCCAAACUGCUGCGAGCGGCCAGACACCUUGGCCUCGCCGAUUACGCUUUGUGCGGCAGUCCAGCGCCUACGCUAGGUUUCGCCAUGCAGGAUCAAUCAUGUAUACUUUGCCGUACUUCAGGCUUCAUUUGUGUAAUAAUGUCAUUUUAAUUUAAUGCAACCUCCGUAAAUCUCGUAAACGUGAAGCCCGGCGGAGGGAGGCCAAGUCCACCCAGAGUCGGCUAGUCAGCACCUGGGCAGCUGGCGGCACCGCGGUUUUUCACCGACUGAAAACAUUUCCAUAUGCGAAGAGUUAUCUCGUGUAGGCACCGGAGCCAGCCUUUCGCUUACGUCUCUGUCCCACCGGUCGAUGUGGUCAAACAGCUGGCAGACGGCUGCUCUGGCUAUAUUCUGUAACCUACCGAACGGCAGGCGAUGUCGACCAUACCCCCUAUAACGUCUCUGUAGGUGAAGUAGUUACUGGUUAGCACCCAUAGCUGUAGUUGUUCUACGGGACUGAGGGUCAGUUUUGCGGGUUUGAUGGGCUAAGGUUUGCUUUUACCUGGAUGAUCCACUCACUUUGAGCACCUACGAGCGUUGCCCGGUGCUAAUAAUGUGAUACGUUUGGAUAGUUGCCUAUGGUAAAGCGUUCCUCAGCGCCGUUCGCUGUUUGUGACGACCGCCGCUGAGCGGAGUCCGAGACUAUACCAAUACGGGCUGUGGGAUGUGACUUGGCUGUUGAGCAUAGGUUGGACCGAAUUAUUGGGCUUACCAGUGAAUAGGUGGGGCUUCAGGCCGUAAGGGGUGUCAUAGAUUGUAUACGGUGGCAAAAAGGCAAUGCCGAUAUGUUGGCGGACCGAACAAGCGCCGAUACUGAAGGGACUCUUGUGUGGUAACUGGUAGGCGAAGGGAGACCGAAACGGACGAAACGGGGUGGAUCAAGCUAUAUCUAGAGUCCCAUUUGAGACCACCGUCAGGCAUCAUAGUGGUGGCAAAUUCCUAGCUAUUGUCUCAUCCCAAAUAAGCAGUCAAAAGCCUGCAGUCAGUAAAACGUGCCCGCGUCCCACGCUACUUAUCCGAUUGUCCUUUAGCGGGUCCGCAAAGAAACUGUCCGCUCGGAGUCGCCGAGUGCCAUGUUCCCUUCCCUCCCUAGUUGUGCGAUCCUGUGAAGAAUCAGAGAUGACAGAUCCCGACCUUCGCAGAGCCCGUCCCGUAACAGCAGGACACCCGCGGCGCCGCGCCCUCGGCCGCUCUGCGAGGUAGCUGUCCGCCCUCCCCCGGCUCUCAGAGGCCCCGUGUGCCCUGUCCGGCGUGCCAAGCCCGUGCCAAAGCCGGCGUUGUCGGCGUAGUGUGCGGCUGGCCGCCGCCCUGUCCCCGUACCGUGCUGUGCCGCUGUCGCAUAUCGCCGCCCGCGCUGGUCGCGACGCUCUCUGAAUGGCCGACUGUAGGUCAGCGUCGCGAGCAUGGCGCACCUGUGACCCAUGUGACGCCGCCGCGCGCCGCCGAUCGCUCGGUGUACCCCGUGUGUAUGUAGUCAGUGCUUGUCCUGCUUUCUGUGGUCUAGCCUUGGCGUGCCUGUUGGGUGGCUGUGGAUCCGCUGCGGGGGGGGGGGGGACUGGAGGAGCCCCACCGAUCCGGGACAGCGAGCCCCCGCCGCAGGGAGGCCCGGGGACAGCGAGCUCAGACCAGAGGGAGGCCCGGGACAGCGAGCCCCCGCCGCAGGGAGGCCCGGGGACAGCGAGCUCAGACCAGAGGGAGGCCCGGGACAGCGAGCCCCCGCCGCAGGGAGGCCCGGGGACAGCGAGCUCAGACCAGAGGGAGGCCCGGGACAGCGAGCCCCCGCCGCAGGGAGGCCCGGGAUCGAAGGCUGUGCAUGCAGAUACAGAUAGAUAACUAUGCAGUUAUUGUUGCGCAGCUGGGUAGUGCAGCCCUGCAAUAUCUAUAUUUUGUUCGCCAAUAUGCUAUCAAGUUGUCAACAUGUGUGCGUGGUGAAAUCAAAUAAACAAAGCGGCACUA